Salvelinus fontinalis (brook trout) is the source of this 1837-nucleotide messenger RNA. Its product is annotated as tetraspanin-8-like. The record is from RefSeq and is a predicted model, not a curated record. NCBI's taxonomy places the organism in Eukaryota, Metazoa, Chordata, Actinopteri, Salmoniformes, Salmonidae. The transcript has 9 exons. The coding region runs from base 31 to 876 and encodes 281 amino acids. Gene Ontology annotation, cellular component: membrane.
GAGAGUCAGAGGUGAGACCAGAGCUGCAGCAUGUGUUGUUCCUGCUCUGUUAGAGGCUGGCUGCUUUUCUUCACAAUCCUACAAGUGCUCGAUGGCAUGACUUUCAUUGUCAUCCCUUGGAAGUAUUACAGGAGUAGUGAAAAAGACCUAGAUGAACGUCUGUCUCCAGUCAGACGGACUAUCUUCACAGCAGGUGUGGUGUCCUGUCUCAUUGGCAUUAUGGGUCUGCAUGGAGCUCGUAAGAAGAACAAGAAUAUCCUGACCACGUUUUCAGUUGGAUCUUGUCUUCGGUGCAUUGGACUGUGGUUUCUGGCCUACUACCUUCCACAUCAGCAUCAAAAUGUGAUGAAAGCCUGGCAUGAAGAGUACAUCCCAUUGCACACAAACGGAAGAGGUCUGGUACAAACAGUGGCUUCACUGCAAACCAUUGGGAAAUGCUGUGGAUUGGUCAAUGGGUAUGAAGAUUGGGGAUCUAAUGUCCCCUCCUCGUGUAGAUGCGAUCCUCUCCGACUAGAGUCCUGUGUUCUUACUGAGUAUGGCUUUGUUUACAAACAACCUUGUCUUGAUCUAGUUGUGAAGAUGUACAUGGACAUGAAUAUUGUGAGGAACACCUGUAUUUUCUACAUGGUCAUUACGGCCAUUGAAAUGCUUCUGGCGUUGGUAAUGAUCCGUAGAAUCCAAAAAGCCUCCUUGGCUGAGGUGACCAUGGAUCUUAGUUAUAGAAACACAACCAACAGGGAAAUGGCAACUACUCAAAAUCCUCCCAUGCUGCAUGCCGGACAAGCUCCUCCCAUGCUGCCUGCCACACAAGCUCAUCUUCACGCCAGCUCUUAUUACCCGCCACCACCUCCGUACCAGUACGAUGGGAAACACUAGAGGGACGUGACUGACCUGCAAACCCAUGUUGAAUUUCCUCAUUGGUUACAACUGGACCAGGGUUAGAUUUAAGGCUAGGGUUAAGUUUAGGGUUGGGGUCAGUUUGAGUGUUUUCCUUCUUUGGACUGCCAAUGUGUUGCACCCCAAUAUUCCUUAGUAAAGGCUGAGCACUUCUGUUAAUGUGAGACAAUUUGGAAGUUUGUGGGUUCUGGAAAUAACGUGGCCGAGUGAAGGGGUCCAUUGCAUUGUCAAACAAUCACCCACGUGAAGCACCAGUUUUCCUGUCUGGUAACUCCUCUAAUGUCAAAUAUACUUAUUUUCUAAAUACUUUGUCUCAUUUUCUAAAGUUCUAAACUUUAAUGUUUAAUUCAGUUGUCUAUUCAGUGACGUGUAUAAAGGGUUAAUGUUUUCAUGUUUCUUGUGGAGGUUGUCAGGGCUGGUAUGUUAGUUCCCAUCAUCCUGUUCAACAGUAUCAUGCCUCACAUGCAGGUACACGCAGUACGUGCAGAUGAGUGCUGUUAAAAAUACAAAACCACAGUACAUUGUUUCAGAGGACUGGAAAACAAUGCUUGUCGUGAGAAAUUAAACCACAAGAGUGUAGAUGGACCACACAAGGGUUUUCCAACUAUUGAAAAAGUCCCUUUGGUUUUACUCUGUUUAAAUGUAUGACUAUCUAACCAAACUGCACCCUCACAGAAGUGAUUAUUUGGGUCAUACUAAGAUGUAGGCCUGCAUCCUAAAUGGCACCCUAUUCCCUACAUAGUGCCCUAUGGGCCCUGGUCAAAAGUAGUACAUUACAUAGGGAAUAGGGUGCCAUUUUGGACACAGUCGUAGUCUGCGCGUGACCUAGGUGAGCAUUUGCAUGUUUUCCACUGAAGAAGGAAGUGAUUGACAUGUCGUUUUACCCCCAAAUAAAUAAGAAAUAAACCAAAUGUCAAAGGCGGGAUGACUCAUUAAGAAA